This is a messenger RNA of Diceros bicornis minor, 2060 nucleotides long. RefSeq names its product adenosine deaminase tRNA specific 3 (gene ADAT3). NCBI's taxonomy places the organism in Eukaryota, Metazoa, Chordata, Mammalia, Perissodactyla, Rhinocerotidae. Gene Ontology annotation, molecular function: tRNA-specific adenosine-34 deaminase activity. The record is from RefSeq and is a predicted model, not a curated record. Bases 897 to 2060 code for a protein of 387 amino acids. The transcript has a single exon. Gene Ontology annotation, cellular component: nucleus; cytoplasm.
UCCUUUAUUUGUGGCUUGUUUUGUUUCAGUCAGACAGAGGUUGUAGUUGGAAGGGACAAACGAGACUGUGUCUGUUUUUUUGCCCUGGAGACAGUGGGAGCUUUGUGGCCCGGGGCAGGCUGUGUGCCGGGAGCAGGAUUCAGAGUCGGUGCCAUGGGCUCUCCUGUGGGCCCUGCCUCGCACAGGCGUCAGGAGUGCAUGAGGGGCACCCCCACUUCCCACAGCUCCCCCAGCACCUCGGCGACGUACAUUUGCCAGACUUGUAUUGCGAGCUCAGGACGCAUCGUGGUGGGAGAGGACCUCAUGUGCCCUCCGAGGGGCCUGGCUGAUAAACUGGGGCCCCGGGGGGCAAGGAGUGAGCUAGGGGGCACAUCACGAGCAGUGCAAGCAGUUAGAGGCCACGUUUUUAAAAAGUACAAAGAAACCGACGAAAUUAAUUUUAAGAAUAUGUUUAUGUAACCUGAGACACACAAAGUAUUAUUGCUUCAGCGUGUAGUCGGUGUAAAACAGCUGAGAUAGUUUACGCUCUGUCUUCCGUGUUAAGUCUCCGAGAUCCAGGGCAUUUCAGCUCAUAGCACAGCUCAAAUAAAAAGAAAAAAAAAAUUGGUGGCAGUUUACACUCUGUGUAGGGCCGGCCCUAUGGCGUAGUGGUCGAGUUUGCGUGCUCCUUUUCAGCAGCCCGGGGUUCACAGGUUCGGAUCCUGGGCGUGGACCUACACCCCGCUCAUCAAGCCAUGCUGUGGCGGCGUCCCACAUACAAAGUAGAGGAAGGUGGGCACGGAUGUCAGCUCAGGGCCGAUCAUAAACUCCGUGCAAACCCAGGGUUAGUAGGACCUGGGCGAGAGCGUGUCCUGUGACGCCUUGUACUUGGGCCGGAGCUCCGGACGAGCCUCCCGAUGCGGCGCGCUCCUGGGACGAACUCCCCGGCUCAGCCGUGCCUCCCGCGGCUGACGGAUGAUGCUCUGCUGCGGUCUCUGUCUCCCACAGUCCUGCCGAGGAUGGACCCCGCCGCGGGCGCCGCAGAACAGCGUGGGGACGAGAAGGCCGGGAGCCCGCAGCCGGAGCCUGCGCCGUGGCAAGCCCUGCCGGUCCUGUCCGAGCAGCAGUCCGGGGACGUGGAGCUGGUGCUGGCCUACGCCGCGCCUGUCCUCGACAAGCGCCAGACCUCGCGGCUCCUCAAGGAGGUGUCGGCCGUCCACCCGCUGCCCGCCCAGUCUCACCUCAAGAGGGUGCGGCCAAGCCGCGACGCCAGCCACCCGCACGCACUGGACAUGCUGCUGUGCCUGGCGGGGCCGGCCGUGGGCACGCGCUCGCUCGCCGAGCUCCUCCCGUGGCCGGCCGUGGACGCCCGGGGCCUGGGACAGCCCUUCUUGGUGCCCGUGCCCGCCCGGCCGCCUCUGACCAGGGGCCAGUUCGAGGAGGCGCGUGCCCACUGGCCCACGUCCUUCCACGAAGACAGGCAGGUGACCCGCGCCCUGGCCGGGCGGCUCUUCUCGGCGCAGGAGCGGGCCACGAUGCAGGGCCACAUGGAGCGGGCUAUCCGAGCAGCGCAGCAGGCGGCCACGAGGGGCCUGAGGGCCGUGGGGGCCGUGGUGGUGGACCCGGGCUCGGACCGCGUGCUGGCCACGGCCCACGACUGCAGCGGCCCAGCCAGCCCCCUGCUGCACGCCACCAUGGUGUGCAUUGACCUGGUGGCCCAGGGCCAGGGCCGCGGCGCCCACGACCUCGGGCCCCACCCCGCCUGCUCCUUCGCCCCAGCCACCACCGCCCAGGCCGUCCGGGCGGGCUCCGUGCGCAAGCUGGACGAGGACGUGGACGCGGACGGCCUGCCCUACGUGUGCACUGGCUACGACCUCUACGUCACCCGCGAGCCCUGCACCAUGUGCGCCAUGGCCCUGGUGCACUCCCGCGUGCGGCGCGUCUUCUACGGGGCGCCCUCGCCCGACGGCGCCCUGGGCACCCGCUUCCGCCUGCAUGCCCGGCCCGACCUCAACCACCGCUUCCUUGUGUUCCGCGGCGUGCUGGAGGCCCAGUGCCGCCGGCUGGACCCCGACACCUAA